AUGCAUCACGAUUAUUCAUAUAAAUUUCAAACGAAACCGGUGGUGGCUAUGAAUCAGUCUUCAAAUAAAAGACAAAACGAACGAGCUUGUUACAAAUUUGAUGAGAAAUCUGAAUGUCGAUUUGAAGAAAUAGAAAGAAAAAUAGACAAAAUUGAAGAAAAAUUGACAUUUGAAUCGAAUAAGCAAACAGAAAUUGAGCUUAAUUUAAAGAAAUUAAUUAAUCAGGUAGAAUUCAUGAAAAUGUCUGCUUCAAAUUCUAUGCAAAUUACAAAACCAGUAUCUGUGAAAAGACAAGGGUGUCGGAAAACUUCGGUAAAUACUUCUGGAUUCUCGGAUACACAGAGUGGCGACCAAAUAUCGAACCCAAAUGCUUUCACAUGUGUUGCUGACUCAACUGAAAAUGUCCCUAAUCUGUUGAAAAUUGAGGAAACACCCAAUAUAGUCUAUACUUAUAUCAAUAAUUAUCUUAAGGCCGGUAUGUCUGGUAUUGAAAAAGAAUUGUUUGGCAAAUUAGACGUCUUGUUCAAUAAAAUCCAAUCACUAGAAGCACAUACAACUCAAAAGGAAACUGAAGGUGAUAAUGGGCUAACCAAUUCAGAAGAGAUUCUCCUAAGCCAAGAUGAAAAUAGUUCAGAAAUGAGUGUUUAUUCUGAAUAUCAGCUUACACUGAAAGAGCAUAAAGCACGUUUGGAGGAAAUGGAGAAACUAGUCAAACGUUUUGAAACUCCCAUAGUUAACGAAACUAUGAAAAAUGCUUUAAGAGCUGAAGUUAAAAGUAGACAUCAACAGAAUCAACAGCUGCAAAAACUUUUCAACUGUAUAAUUGAAAAACUUCUCGGAGUCAUAGACAAAUGGAAUCCAAAUUUGAAUAAUCUUGAAAUAAAUCCAGUUCCUAAUACUUGUGAUUUGAACGGUUCUGAUCGAUCUGUAAACGAGUCCGAAAAUAACAACUCUAAACUAUCACAGCUCUUACGUUUACUGCAUAAAGAUAUAACUGAUUUACAAACAAAAUUAGAAAAUGAACUAAUGAAAUACGAUGAAGCAUCCACUGUGAAGAAUAUACAAGAACCCUUAGAUUUCAGAACACUAGUUGAGUCUAUUCUGGCAGUGAAAAUCGGUCUCCAGGUGAAAAUUAACAAGUUGGAAAAGCAACUUAAUUUGGAACGUGAAAAGAUUCACAAUGAAGUUGUCAAAUUGAGAGAAAUUUGUGAUCGCUUUAAAAGAAGAGGAGAUGCAUAA
Messenger RNA from Schistosoma turkestanicum, 1239 nucleotides. The record is from the annotation of a GenBank genome assembly. NCBI's taxonomy places the organism in Eukaryota, Metazoa, Platyhelminthes, Trematoda, Strigeidida, Schistosomatidae.